Molecule: messenger RNA, 3017 nt
Organism: Prunus mume (Japanese apricot)
Lineage: Eukaryota; Viridiplantae; Streptophyta; Magnoliopsida; Rosales; Rosaceae
Source: RefSeq, a predicted model, not a curated record
AAAAGCAGAGCAUGAGAGUUGUGGACAAAUUGUGUACACACAGCAAAAACAUAAUUAUAUUACAAUCUGCCCUGCCAUUUCCUCUCUCUCUCCUUCACUCACUCUCUUGCAAACCGGGAGAAGCACAUAGAUUCGAUCAAUAUUCCCACCAAGAACCCGCAUCUGCAAAUCCAUUCGUUUCUGCUACCAAGAAAUGUGGUGUAUCAGUUCCCAGCAGUUCAAUCUUAGCCAUAGCCAUACAGCUAAACACACAGAAAUUUCCAGGGUCUCUGUUUUUCCCUUGUUUUAAUAUGGUUUUUCACAUUAAUUUACCCCAAGCCCUGAAAUUGUGGUAAAGAACAAUAUUUCUGGACCCAGUUUAGGCAAGUCCAGGGAAUUGGUGAAGUUAAUUAUGGCUUUGUUCCAAUUGAGAACCUUGUGUUUAUGUCUCCUCCUCCUUGUGUUCAAAACCUGCAUAGCCGGCCAACAACAUAAAGAUCGGAUUUAUCCUGGGUUCCAGGCAUCUCAGAUGGAUUGGAGUGAUAAUGGGGGGCUGUUCCUGCUAUCCAACAACACGGCUUUCGCCUUAGGAUUCUACCAAGCCCUUGAUGUCAAGUUGUAUUUACUAGUAGUCAUUCACUUGGGCACUUCUAAAGUGGUCUGGACUGCUAAUAGAGGCUCACUAAUUUCAAAUUCUGAUAAGUUUGCCUUUGACAAAAAUGGGAACGCCUACUUGAGAAGCAGUAACGAUUUGGUUUGGUCUACAAACACAACAGGAGAAGUAGUUUCAGCCAUGCAGUUGCAGGAUUCAGGAAACUUGGUAUUGCUUGGUGACAAAGGAAGCAUUCUUUGGCAGAGUUUUAGCCAUCCUACUGACACUCUUUUACCUGGCCAGGAGUUCUCAGAAGGAAUGAAGCUCAAAAGUUUUCGCAAUCGCAAUAACGUGUCUCAUUAUCUCGAAAUUCAGUCAGGGGAGCUGGUCUUAUAUGCAGGAUAUCAAAUUCCACAAAUCUAUUGGUCCAUGGCAGAUGACAGCAGGAAAACCAAUAACAAUGUCAGUGGCAAGAUUCAUUCUUUGUCUCUGGUGUCCAAUUCAUGGAAUUUCUAUGGUGCAAAUGGAUUCUUACUUUGGCAAUUUGUCUUCUCUGACAAUAAGGAUCCAAAUGCCUUCUGGGCUGCUGUUUUAGGAUCUGAUGGUAUAAUAUCGUUCUAUAAUUUUCAAAAGGGAAAGUCUGUUGCUGCUGAAGCAACUAAGAUCCCACAAAGUUCAUGCAGCACUCCUGAGCCUUGUGACCCCUACUAUGUGUGCUAUUUUGAGAAUUGGUGCCAAUGCCCUUCACUUCUCACCUCACGCUUUAAUUGCAAACCUCAAGCACUCCCAACCUGUAAUACCUCCAAAAGUUCAGUAGAGCUCUUAUACGUUGGUGAGAAGCUUGAUUACUUUGCACUUGGUUUUAGCACACCCUCUCUGAAAUCCAAUCUGAGUUCCUGCAAAGAAGCUUGCCUUGGUGAUUGUUCUUGCCUUGUGCUGUUCUUCGAAAACAGUUCUGGACAUUGUUUUCUGUUUGACCGGGUAGGGAGUUUUGAACGCUCCGCUGCAAACUCUACUGGAUACAUCUCUUUUAUGAAGUCCUUGAGGGAUGGAUUAAGCCCUGUAAAGGAAGGCCAGGGAAAUAAAAGCAAGCGCAUUUUGUUACUCAUGGUCAUUUCGGUUGCAACAAUCUUGGUUAUUGUUGGUCUAGUUUAUGUAGGAUUCUGGUACUACCGCAGGAUGAGACUAUUGGAAUAUUCCCAAGAAAUCUUGGAAGAGGAUAAGUUCUUGGACAGUCUUUCUGGAAUGCCUAUUCGCUUCACUUACGGCGAUCUUAGCAGAGCAACUAAAAAUUUCUCCAACAAAAUUGGCCAAGGAGGGUUUGGUUCAGUCUACCUAGGUGUGCUUCCGGAUGGCAUCCAACUGGCUGUGAAAAAAUUGGAGGGCGUUGGCCAGGGGAAGAAAGAGUUUAGAGCUGAAGUCACUAUUAUUGGGAAAAUUCGUCAUGUCCAUCUGGUCAAGCUCAGAGGUUUCUGUGCAGAAGGGCCUCACAGACUUCUUGUUUAUGAGUACAUGGGUAAAGGGUCUUUAGAUAAAUGGAUAUUCAUGAACAAGAACAACAAAAAGGAUGAAUCGUUAGAUUGGAAUACAAGAUUCAGUAUUGCCUUGGGGACAGCAAAGGGGUUGGCUUAUCUCCAUGAAGAGUGUGAAGAAAAGAUUGUCCAUUGUGAUAUAAAACCUGAAAAUGUUCUUCUUGAUGACAAUUUUGUUGCCAAAGUUUCAGAUUUUGGUUUGUCCAAGCUAAUGAACCGGGAGGAGAGCGGUGUACAUACGACGCUGAGGGGCACUAGAGGGUACCUUGCACCAGAAUGGAUCACCAAUUAUGCCAUAUCCGAGAAGAGUGAUGUAUACAGUUAUGGGAUGGUCUUGCUUGAGAUCAUUGGUGGAAAGAGGAAUUUUGAUCCAGGGGACAGUUCCGCGAAAGGCCACUUUCCUUCUUAUGCCUUUAAGCUGUUGGAAGAGGGAAAUAUGAAACAGUUCCUUGAUCCAAAUCUAGAUGUCGAUGAAAAUGAUGAAAGAGUUUUAAGUGCAAUUAAAGUUGCAUUAUGGUGUAUUCAAGAUGAGAUGCAACUAAGACCCCCAAUGACUAAAGUUGUCCAAAUGCUUGAAGGUCUUUGUACUUUACCCCCACCGCCGAUAUCCCCCUCUGUGUCAGGCCCUCAUUUUAGUUUCUUACAAUGGAGCAGCAAAGAUGCUACUUCAUCAUCAGGACUCAGUAAUUACAACAGUGAUAUACUCAUGUCAGACAUUCGGCUUUCAGGGCCAAGAUGAUAGAAGAAAAUUUUAUGACUGGUGAUGUAUGUAAGGGGUUUUAAGCUUUCCAGGAUGAAAGGUAGUGUGUCAGCUUAAGCAUUAUUGAUUGACAAAAAAAAAAGCUUAUGUAUUAUUGACAGUUAAGGCCUUUAUAUAGCUGCUCAUCAAGUUUUUAAUUUUGAAGUUUCAUGAC